Apaloderma vittatum (bar-tailed trogon) is the source of this 955-nucleotide messenger RNA. RefSeq names its product chromosome unknown open reading frame, human C2orf69 (gene CUNH2orf69). Bases 13 to 840 code for a protein of 275 amino acids. The transcript has a single exon. NCBI's taxonomy places the organism in Eukaryota, Metazoa, Chordata, Aves, Trogoniformes, Trogonidae. Gene Ontology annotation, cellular component: mitochondrion. The record is from RefSeq and is a predicted model, not a curated record.
UAUGGUGACGUCAUGUCUUGCCACCCAGAAAACUUUCAGUGGGAGCACUGGAGUUUUGAAAAUGUUGCUACCAUACUUGCUCGCCGGUUCCCCAAUAGCUUUAUUUGGGUUGUGAAGUGUUCUCGAAUGCACCUGCACAAAUUCAGUUGUUACGACAACUUUGUGGCGAGCAACAUGUUUGGAGCACCAGAGCACAGCACUGACUUUGGAGCUUUCAGGCACCUCCAUGCGUUGCUAGUCAAUGCAUUCAGACUCUCUCAGAAUAUUCUGCUGUCCCAGAAAAGCGUGCAUGGUGUCAGCAAGGAUGCAAAAAUAGCUGCUUGUAAAUCACACCCGCCGCAGCCUGUUCCUGCAACGAAUGGCUGCUCGUCCGCAGGAAGAGAGCGAGAUUGCGAAUGCUCUAAUAAUUCUGCAACGAACUUGGUUAUACCGGCUGCUGUAGGCACAGUGUCGUUUACUUUGAUUGGCUUCAGCAAAGGCUGUGUGGUUUUGAACCAGCUGCUUUAUGAGCUGAAGGAAGCUAAAAAAGACAAGAAUACGGAUGCCUUCUUAAAAAACAUCAAAGCAAUUUACUGGUUGGAUGGUGGUCACUCAGGAGGGAGCAAUACUUGGGUUACUUACCCCGAAGUGCUGAAAGAACUUGCAGAGACAGGAAUUGAAGUUCACGCUCACGUUACGCCGUACCAAGUGUUUGACACAAUGAGGUCAUGGAUUGGGAGAGAGCAUGAGAAAUUUGUACAGGUCCUUGAAGAAUUUGGUGUGGAAAUAAAUGAUCAGCUACAUUUUGCUGAUGACGUUCCCUCCUUAGAUAACCAUUUCAGAGUCCAUGAAGUAUUUUGAGAUUGUAUGUACCUGAAUGUUCAUUGUAAAAGCACUUUUGACACUGUAAAUGUCAUCUAGAUUUACAGCUUUGAGCAGAUGCUUUCUGAGGAGAACAGUAAAUCAGUUCUGUGUU